UGGGCCUCGCAGUUGGACGCCGGCGGCCCUGGCCCCUGUCCGGCAGUAGCUCGUCAGCCACGACCUGGAGGUGUCGACGACAGGCCUCUGAUUACAACGACACCUCUCGGAUAUUCAUUUCUAUCCAUAUUUCGUCCCUGGUCGGAAUCUGCACAGUGUGCCCAACGCGCUUCAGCAUCCUGCUGCGAGACUGUGCUAGGUGUGUGAGUGCGCGAAAGGAGAGAAGAGGUGCAGGCUGCACCAGUGUGGCGCGCCGGGCACGACGAGCACCUGCUAGUGCGCCAUGAUCAACGGGGACCUGACGGAGCAGCAGCCAGGCAUACAGCCGGGCCUACAGCCGGCCAGCAGGGUCGGCUCGAAGGGCAACGGAGUUAUCCUCAGCCACUUCCGCGACGACCAUCUGCACGAGGAGGAUUUGGUGAUGAAACAAAGUCGAUUCUACAGUCCGAAAUAUGAAGAGACUUUUCGGAGAUCUCUGGAAGACCGGGAGGCAUUCUGGUCAGAGGUGGCAGAGACAGUGUCUUGGACAAAGCGUUGGGAAAAAGUGGUGGACGAUUCAAACCAGCCUUUCACCAAAUGGUUCGUCGGUGGAGAGCUCAACGCGUGCUACAACGCGGUGGACAGGCAUGUGGAGGCGGGGCGCAAGGACAAGGUGGCGCUGAUCCACGCCAGCCCGGUCACCAACACCACGAGGAAGGUCACGUACGGCGAGCUGCAAGACCAGGUGUCGCGGCUGGCUGGGGGGCUGGCGGCGCUGGGCGUGUCGAAGGGGGACCGCGUCCUCAUCUACAUGCCCCUCAUCCCCGAGACCAUCAUCGCCAUGCUGGCCACCGUGCGCCUCGGGGCCGUACACUCUGUCGUGUUCGGAGGUGAGAACACCUGGGAAGUUUUACUUUUCCUCUACUGCCGAUAUUACCCCACUGGUUGGUAA
Molecule: messenger RNA, 931 nt
Organism: Frankliniella occidentalis (western flower thrips)
Lineage: Eukaryota; Metazoa; Arthropoda; Insecta; Thysanoptera; Thripidae
Product: acyl-CoA synthetase short-chain family member 3, mitochondrial-like
Exons: 5
Coding region: 284-931 (215 amino acids)
Source: RefSeq, a predicted model, not a curated record